This is a messenger RNA of Dromaius novaehollandiae (emu), 15349 nucleotides long. It is a transcript of the gene MAP2, whose product is annotated as microtubule associated protein 2. The transcript is spliced from 29 exons. NCBI's taxonomy places the organism in Eukaryota, Metazoa, Chordata, Aves, Casuariiformes, Dromaiidae. Gene Ontology annotation, cellular component: neuron projection. The record is from RefSeq and is a predicted model, not a curated record. Gene Ontology annotation, biological process: neuron projection development; microtubule cytoskeleton organization. Gene Ontology annotation, molecular function: microtubule binding. Bases 5327 to 11437 code for a protein of 2036 amino acids.
GUUCCCCCCCCCCCCCCCCCAGGGUAUUGAAUCUCCUCCUGUCUAGAGAAAGAAUGAGGUGUCAUGACAAGAGAGAUGGAAGAACAGUUGCAUCAACUAUGAUGCUAACUAGCUCAAAUCUUCGUAGAGGCAUCUAAAAAGCAUUGUAUGUCAGGUGCAAUACUUCUCUAACUUGCAGCAGAGAGUUUAAAUGAGCACAAUUUCCCUAAGAAUACUCUUCCAUUUGUUAUAAAAUUUAUUCUAGGUUUGAGAUUUUGCAGUGUUUGAUUUAGUGCUGAACAUUAGAUGUUCUGUAGAGUGCUAGAGUUAGAGGAUUUCACUGACAUCAGUAAGCUUUGGAUCUGGCUCUUCUGCUGCCCCAGUGUUAAAUGCACUUCAUCCUGCGCCUGCUUUCCACAUUUUCCGUUUUUGCUGCUUUCCCUGUUUUCAGCACACAAUGUUGAUUGGUCAUUGUGUUCAAAUGCUGCUCCUGUGUAGUGUGAUACGUCGGAUAAUACCAUCUUUCUCUCUUGGACAGAAUCAUGUAGGAAGAUGUGACUUUCCUUAAACAUCUGCAGUUUUGAAUGUGAAAGGGGAAGAAAUUCCAUCUCUGCUUGUGGUCACAAAGCAAACAAAGUCUGAUCCUGAAAUUUCAUGUUUGGGGGAGGAAAGGGAAAACAUCUGUACAGUGAACAAAGGUGUUCUGACUCCAGAAAUUGUCAUUAAGGGGUUUAGGUUUUGUCUUUCUAUGAACAAGCAAAAAAUGCUUUGUGUUGCUCAUAUAUGUCCUCACAGAGAAUGCCUCAUGCCCAGCUGUGGCUUGUUAGAACUCCCCUGUGAGAAGUUUCAGUCAGCUCUGUGUGCCUGAUUAAAGGAUCCUCCCAUUUCUAAUGAACUAAUGUGCAUAUUUUGUACCAUGACUGUAGCCAACCUUUGCAGUGUUUUUUCAUUUGCAGCAUUUAACAAAGAACUUGGGUCUGACACGUGCACAAAACUGGCUGGGCAUUUUCAUAAGGUUUUCGGUGGAAAAAAAUGGCUAUUAAUGAAGCCAAAGCUUUUCCUAAGAAGGAUUUAGCUGAAAAAAAUACUAAGAUAAAUUUUUUUCUACCUUUACAAAUGUGAAUUUUUUCAAAAUUAAACUACCUUCCUGAUCUGAAAUGACAGACGUGGAAUGAAAUCUAAAUUCUUUUUUAAUUUCUUUAAAAACCUUGAAAUUAUUGGAACAAUGUUUUAACUUGAGCAAAAAUUUUGCAGAUUCUACAGAGUUCAUGGACACUUCUAUGCGUUUAGUUUUAUUAUCCUAGUUUGAGAGGAAACGUUUUGACAUGGAAAAAAUCUCGAAACUGUGAAACCUGGCGUCCUGCUUAGCUCUAGAAUUGAGCUCUGAAACAAUCAGCAUAUGUUAAGUCUCCAAAAGUGAGGUAAGACUUUAGAGAUUGUUUUCAUUAGUAAAUCUUUACAAUACCCUAGAGAGAGAUCAGUGCUGUUAGUGCCUUUCAGUAAAGUUAAGCACAAACAGAAAUGUACUGAUUUGACUAAAUGCCUACACUAAUUUAAUCAAUUAACCAGUGCCUACACCAACAAAACAAACUAGAGUUCAUCUCCCAUUCUGAUACUAAUAAUUUUUCAUCUAAAAUAAUCCAGAACCAAUGUUAAAUGUAGAAAUGUGUAUGUUCCUGUCAGGGUAAGUUAACAGCACCCAUUAUCAUGUAUAUGAUUAAUAUGUACAUAUGUUUUUGUAUAUGCACAACUGCUAAAACAGGUGUGUGACAGGGGUUAAAUAGUUCUUCAGAACUAAAGCUAAAUGAGCUUUGGAUAAUGACAUGAGAUUGAGAUCCAACACCCCCCCACGCACACACAUGGUUAAUGGUAAGCCCAAGUUCUAAAUCACCUUCAUAAUUUGAGAGUGAGUUUAUUUUGCUGUUAUGAUCUUAAGAGCCUGUUAAAGCAAAGUAUUUGUUCUCACUGUCUUGGAACAAAAGCUGGUUGCUCAACCAGGCACAUCUGAUUCUUGCUGCUUUAGUUCACAGGAUCUAAUCAGGUGAAAGUUGGUGGGCUCUUUCUGCAUCUCCCAUUCUCAGCAGAAAUGUCAGCUGAUUUCUGAUAACUGAAGACUUCUGAUUGCCUUUCCUCUGCUAGCGGCAUCAGUCUCUAUUUUUAAGAACUGAUUUAUGUGGUAGUUCAGCUUUGUCAUUCCCUUUUUUCAAACUAAGCACACUUGCUUCUGAACUUUCUGGGAGAGAUUAUUAUGGGACCUCUCAGUGCAGUUAUCAAGCUCUUCUGAUAAUUUUUUUUUCUAACCUAUAUUUUCUUAAUAUGAAGUUCCUACCUGUCUUACAUAUGAAGAAGCUGUCCUUUCCCUCCAGAAAGGACAUCUCAAAAGCAACCAGCAUGACACCAAAAGUUGUGACAUGCUUUACCUGGGCCAUGAUUAACUUCAUCCAAUGACAGUGUAAUAUCAAGCUGAUACAAUCGGUGCUAGAUGCAGCUUUCCUGUUUCUCCCACUAGCUUCAAACUGAUUGAAGCUACUGUGUGCUUAGCUGAUUUGGGAGACAGCCAUACUAAUGGCUAUGUAAAGAUCCCCCCCACCUUUUUCUUUUUCUUUUCUUUUUUUUUUUUUACCUUCUCUGUGGAAUGUGUUGUGCUCUCUGCAGGUAAAUUUUGUACAGCUAGGGCUGUGCAGCUGCAUAUUGAAGGCAUAUAUAAUGUUCUGGCUGUUAUGUACUUAGUCAUCAGUACAAGCUGGUAUGUGCUGCAUUCUCAGCAUUAGUUCCAAAAACUUGGUUGCUACAGGGCUCUCAGAUGGCAGUUUUCUUAGCUGAUUUCUGUGUAACAAGAACCAUCACUAACCAGUUCCUUCAUAGUACAUUGUUUCUCAAAUGACUUUCAAGUCAGCAAUGGUUUUGUGUGUGUCCAUUAAUGCGUCUGAGUGCCAUGAAUAAUUUGGUCUGUUCUUGAGCAGUGAAUAAGAUAUUGAUUCUCAGCCUAUUUGGGUAACUGCCAACUCUCAGGUUAUCCUCAAAUUACAUUUUAUUUGAUUCUGCAUAUCAGCUACAUAUCACUUCCAGGCUUCAGAGAUCGCUAGUUGCCUGCAAACCACUACAUAGGAGCAACUGUGCAGGUCUCCUGGUACUGGCUGCUGUCAGUACAUUGAUACUGGGCCUUGGGGCCCUGGUUACCCGAUGCCCUGUAUUGCUGUGUUUAACCUGUCCCUGAACCACGUCCGCACAGAAAGCGUGUGCCUUGCGCAUGCACUCGUGCCAAUUAAAAUGACGUAUUUUCCACAGUAAGGGAUAGUUUGGGUGAAAGUGAAACAUGGGAGAUACUUCAGCUGUUGCAGUAUAGGCAAGCAGGAGUUGUGGUGUGAGGAGCCCCAGGGAGAAAGAACAAAGCUGGGGUGGUGGCAAGUUGUUGCAGUAAGUGCUGUUAGGAGAUGACAGAACUGGCUUAACAUGUAAAUAUACAAACUGAGUUGCAAAAUCUCAGCUUAGUGCUGUCCUGAAGAAGCAGUUGCCUAGGCUUAGCAAUUACAGCCUGACCUUUUAAGUGCUGAGGAUGACUUGUAUGGGAAAAUUGCAAGUGUGUAAACAGAAGAAUGUGAGAGGAGUACAAAAGCUGAUUCAUGGCAAUUACCUUAUUGGGAAGUUAUUCUUACAGGAGGGUAUGUUUUGACUGUCAGAAACAGAAGAACCCUGCCUUCAGCUCUGAGGAUUUUGUGGUGCUUCACCUAUAAAGCUAACAAAGAGAAGGUGGGAGGAGGAUGAACAAAACACCACCACUGAGGUUUAAACAAAACCAAUAAACUAAAAACAGAGCAACUACAUGUGAAAGACAAGAGUGCUGUGCUUCAAGCAAUAUUAAUUAAUAGUCUGGAGGUGGAUGACUUGUGAGCACUGGGAGACACGAAAGAUGAUCCCGGAACUGGUAGGAUUGUUUAUGGCAGGGAAACGAUGUGAAAGAAGCCUGAUCAGUUAAGAAGAGAGGAGUUCAUUAUAAAAUAUUUUGCACUAGGUUUCUAGUUCAGAUACAGUGACACAGCCCUCCUGAGAUAAGCAGAUAUGUUAUCAUGUAGGGACCCUUGCCUCAAGCUAUUCAGAAGGGAUUUUGCAAAGGCAAUCAGCCCCAUCACCAAGAUGUCACAAAGACUCAAGAGCUGAGAGAAAAAGUAGGCAGCUGAGAUAAAUGACAGGAGAAGAAGGAAGCUCUGAACAUAACAAGCUUACUCUGUGACAGUUCAGGCAUGAGGAUCAAGAUGUCCACUGAAGUAGAGGCCAGAGUGGGCUACUGUACUUUACUUAUUCAGUGCUGAUGGUAGAAGUGUCAAAAUCCAGCUUGUACAGAAGAGUACCUUGCCUCCUUGCGUGUCCAAGAGCAGGUACCUAUGUUCCCUUGGACAAAAAAGAACAAAGUGAAGGUCUACAGAGCCAGAGUUUCUCUGGUGAAAGUCCUUCUGCUGGGGCUAGAUUUACCAGCGGAGAGAAGGCCAGAGCCGCCUGUUGCUGAUGUCAGAGCAACAGCUCUCAUCUGCUCGCUUAAGGCUUUCUCACAGUACCCUGAGGAAUAAAUCUACGAACAGGCUGCUGCUGAAAACAGACAGGCUGCUGUAGUACUGCAUCUCAGCUCAUUGCAUUGGCUUCUCCAUGGCUACUGCAUAUGCAAUAUUCUGAACAUUUCUGCAGUUAUGUCACCCCUCUCAUCUCUAGGAAUGGUGAUGGACAUUGGGAAGAAAGAAUGCCUGCAGCAAGCGCUCUCCACUGGAAGCAUCUCCACUGCAUGGAUAUACAACUCCGAUGGGGAAUACAAAACCAUUAACUGACAUCCAGUGAGUGGCAGAGGAGGAAAGCUGAGUUUGGAAAGCUGGAGAAAAGGGAGCAACCUGACCAGGCUGGAUUUGCAUUACUGCAAGACCCAGACGCAGCCAGCCGGGGAACUUUCAGGCUGCUUUUCUGAUCGCCGGGCGCGUUAAUCAGCAGCCGGGCGCUGCCCGGUGUGCGAGGGCGGGGGCCGGGCCGGGCCGCCGGGGCCCUUCCUGGCGGCGCCAGGCAGCAGCGGGGAACGAACGCGCGGCGUCACAGGAACGCUGCGGCGUCGGGCACCGCGAGGCAGCGGCGAAGAGCGGAGCGGCGGCCCGGGCAGGGCGGGCGCUGGCGGGACAGAUUGUGGAAACCUGAACUCUGACUGACAACGUGACAACUACACUGAGAGAUUCUCCAUCAUAUAGUCUUGGACGUGACGCACUGAUUGGAAUCUGCUUGUUCACAGGAACAGAGAGUUUUCCUUGUUUAACAACCAGCCGCAGCAUCCUAUCAUCUGCUUAAUCAGGGCAAGCGGUGAAGGAGAGGAAAAAUGGCGGAGGAGAGAAAAGAUGAAGCCAAGGCACCGCACUGGACUUCGAGUCAGCUCACAGAGGCUUCUUCGCACCCACACUCACCUGAACUUAAGGACCAAGGUGGUGCGGGUGCCGGACUGGUCAGGAGUGCCAAUGGCUUUCCCUACCGCGAGGACGAGGAGCCGGGGCUGGGCGGACAGGAGCAGCAGGGCACGUACUCGCGAACCAAAGAGAACGGCAUCAACGGGGAGCUCUCGGCGGGGGACAGGGAGACUGCAGAAGAAGUGUCUGCAAGGAUAGUGCAAGUAGUAACAGCCGAAGCUGUAGCAGUCCUGAAAGGCGAACAGGAAAAAGAAGCCCAGCACAAAGAUCAGCCUGGACCACUACCUUUAGCAGUUGAAGAGUCGGCCAACUUGCCUCCUUCCCCGCCUCCGUCGCCAGCUGCAGAACAGACGGGAACUCUGGAGGAAGAAGAAGAAGCAGUAGAGAGUCCGAUGGCCGUGGAAGCGAAACCUGCUGCUCUUCCUGGGAAGCAACUGGGGAAAGAGCAUGGGCUUGUUGAGCCUGCAGACCAGGCAAAGGGCCUCAGGGAGGGUCAGCCGGACUCUGGUUUGGAGGCCAAAGGGUGUCGCGAAGACAAAGUGCCAAGUGUGGCAUCCAGCAGGGAGACCGUAACAGUUGUGGCGGAAACGCCCCCGAAAGACACAUCCCCUUCCUUGGCUGAGGAAGCCACGAAGAUGGAAAACCGUGUCCAGGAGGGCACACGCCCUUUCACAGCACAACCAUUAGACACAAAGGAACACGAAUUUUGGAAAGACAGUAAGACUGGUGAGCAACCUAAACAUGAUGCCUUAGUUCCACAGCCAGCAAAAACAGAGGCUAUAGAUAAAAAGGAUUCACAGAGCAAAGACAAAAUGCCUUCACCUCUAUCAGAACAGAUUUUGGAAACCGAUUCACAAAAGAAAGGGGAAGCCAGUUUUGCAGAACCUGCUGCAAAACCUCCUGUUUCUCAAGAACAGAAAGAUUUGUCAUCUGAACUGCCUAAAGGGAGCAAAACAGAAGAAAGGACUGCAGAUGUGCCCUUGCCAUCCAGCCAAGUAAUCUCUAUGAAACUUAAAGAUGACCUUAAAGAUGUCCAAGAGCUUGCCAUCACCCAUGGCGGAAGUUCUCUGUUGCCAUCAGAACCCAAGGCAGAUGCAGCCAAAAGUGAACUUCCUUCAGACUCAUCUCCCUCUGUCCUGCAGAGGCUUCCGCCCGAAGACAGUUCCAAAACAAAACAGGAACCCACUGAUCAACUCUUUGCCAAAGAUCUCACUAAAGAUGAACAGAUCCACAGAGACAAGACACCAGCUCUUCAAGGAGAAGUCUCAGCAGUAAGUGUAGAUGGCCUGAAACCACCGAGCACACAGAAGAUCCCUGCUUGGGGGGAGGAAAAGGACAUGACUAAGGAUGAGAGUGAUGAGGAGGAAAGAUAUGACUUCUAUGAUAAAGGAGAGGCUCGAAUACUAGACGAUGGUAGAUUUACCACAAAACCUGAAGAGAAGACACUUUCUCUAGACAAAGCAGACUUUCAAAAGGAUAGUGAAGCUAAAAAGUUACCUGACAUUUUCAAAGCUGAAAAAGACAUAGACCAAAGGGGGCUACCCGCAACAAUAGACACAAAAAAGGAGGUGCAGCCAACCACAGAGGUGCCCCUAGGCAAAUUAAGCCAGGAACUGAUCCUUGAGAAAACAACAGAGCACCCUGAUACCACGCAAUUAUCUGGAACAGCGGAGAAGGCCCCUGAGGCACCAGGUUUAACCAGUGACAAGACUCCUACUCUAGAACCUCCUCAAGCAAAAGAUGUUAAAAAAGACACCAAGGAGGAUAAGAUGAGUGUUUUGGAUUCAGUUACUCAUGAAAUGACAAUAGAAGAGGAUCGAUCGGGAAUGUCAAAGUAUUUUGAAACCUCUGCUCUGAAAGAGGAAGCAACCAAAGGAGACGUUCUGAAACAAGGCAGUGAUUACUACGAGCUAAGUGACACCAAAGAGAGUGCGUAUGAGCCUUAUCAGGCAGAUCAUCUAAUACCUGAAAACAAAGAGGAAGAGGAGGAAGAAUUACAGACAGAAGUAGAUCAGCAGCAGAGUGUACCUGGUCAUGAAAUAGGGUACAGUACCCUUGCUCAGAGCUUUCCACCAGACAAGUCUGAGGAACCAAGUUCCCCAACAGAAAGAAUGUUCACUAUUGACCCCAAGGUCUAUGGGGAUAAGAGAGAACUCCACAGUAAAAAUAAAGAUGACCUGACUCUGAGCAGGAGCUUGGGACUUGGGGGUAGAUCUGCAAUUGAACAGAGAAGUAUGUCUAUUAACCUGCCCAUGUCCUGCUUGGAUUCAAUAGCUCUAGGAUUUAGCUUUGGCCGUGCACAUGAUCUCUCUCCCCUUGCUUCAGAUAUUCUAACAAACACUAGUGGAAGCAUGGAUGAGGGUGACGACUACUUGCCAGCAACCACACCAGCGUUGGAGAAGGCUCCCUGCUUCCCCAUUGAUAGUAGAGAUGAAGAUGAACACACCGAAGAGGAAAAAACAAUGCCUGAAGAAAAUGUCCAGCCUGAGACCUUGGUUGAGUCACCUUUUCCAGCCAAAGACUAUUACAAAAAUGGUGCUGUAAUGGCUCCUGAUCUCCCUGAAAUGUUAGACUUAGCAGGGACAAGAUCUAGAUUAGCUUCUGUGAGUGCAGAUGCUGAGGUGGCGCAAAAGAAGUCAGUUCCUUCUGACACUGUUGUGGAAGACAGCAGCACAGCCCUGCCACCUGUGACAGAUGAAAACCACAUAACGCUAAAAGCUGAAAGUCAGCUGGAAGACUUAGGCUACUGUGUUUUCAAUAAGUACACAGUCCCACUCCCUUCUCCAGUUCAGGACAGUGAGAAUUUAACAGGUGAAACCUGUCCAUUUUAUGAAGGCACCGAUGAAAAACUGAGACGUGGCCUAGCUCCCGACCUGUCUUUAAUAGAAGUGAAGCUGGCAGCAGCUGAAAAAUCAAAAGAAGAGUUUCUCAGUGAAAAAGAUUUGGGUCAGCAUGCCACUGGUGAAUCUGUUCUGGUGAGGGACUUUGAGCAGGAGAAAAAAGACAAGUUGGAUACGGUGCUAGAAAAAAGUGAAGAUCAAGUUGAUUCUAAAGAGGUCUAUCCCAUUAAAGGUGCAGAGCCAGAGAAGACAAGACCUGAGGCAAUCUUAGAAGUGAAAGAAGAAGGCACAGUUGAUAAAGUUCAUGUAACUGAUGAUGCUGUGUAUGACAGAAUAUUAGCUACAGAGGUAGCAAAAGAAAAAGAUGCUGUUUCUUUGUUGAUUGAGAAGGAGAAGACUCUUAGUGUUGUUCCUGAAAUGGCUGAGAUAGACACUCCAAUAAAACCAGAUUAUAAUGCUAUAAAGCACGAUUUGGAAGUGGCUGCAAGGAGAGCAGACCAAGAAUAUCAGAGUCAAUUAGAUACUAAGAUCCGUGAGGUUGUUUCUCCCCCUCCAGGGCAGGACAAAGCCUCUGUUAAAAGAGCAGAGCCUGAACCUCAAGAAACCCCGCAGAAAGAUCAGACCGCUUUGUCCAGAGAAACAAAGGAUGCAGAUAUACCUUCCAAGACUGAGCUUAGUCAUUUGAAGGACAACACCAAACUGACUGAAACAGAAAUUAAGGAGAAGGUAACUAAGCCCGAUCUGGUACAUCAAGAAGCAGUUGAUAAAGAGGAAUCAUACGAAUCUAGUGGAGAGCAUGAUCAAGCCCAAGAAGGUUUGAAUGGAGAAUCCUUGAAACCAGAGGAUAUCAAAGGAGAACCUCCAAAACCUCCUGUGUCAGGGGAAGACACUCCUGCAGAGUUACCAGCAAAGGAGCCCUCCGUGGAGCUCCCCCUUCCGAAAGCUGAGCCUCUGCAAGAAGAGACUGCUGAUGUUCAGAUGGAGAGCAUACCACAGCCUGCAGAGGGAAUUGAAAAGAUUCCAGAUGCAGCUGUGAAACCCAUGGAAAUCCAAAAGCUGCUGCCAUGUGAAGUGCCAGCCGAGGCCACAGAAAGGGAAGAACAUGAGGAAGAAGAGGUAGAAGGAGGACAAGAAGAAAAAGAAGAGGAUAAACAGCAACUUAUAUCAGAAGUGCCCCCAGAAGUAGACUUAGGGAAGCCUACCAGCGAAGAAAUGCCAGCCAAGGUUGGCCCAGAAGCACUACUUGAACUGAAAGGCAUUAUUGAAUCUGUGGUGACAGUAGAGGACGACUUUAUCACGGUGGUGCAGACAACAGUUGAUGAGGGUGAAUCGGCUUCUCACAGCGUGAGGUUUGCUGCUACCCAGGAAGACAUGGAAACAGGGGACUCCCAGGCUGAAGAGGAGCUGGAGAUAGAGGAAGUGGCUGACAUUCAUGCUGAGCCCAAGGAGGGCUCCCCAGAAGCACCUGCUACACCUGAGAGAGAAGAAAUCCUGCUCACUGACUACAAGACAGAGACGUGUGAUGAUUACAAAGAUGAAACAACUAUCGAUGACUCCAUCAUGGACACGGACAGUCUCUGGGCGGAUACUCAAGAUGAUGAUAGGAGCAUCAUGACUGAACAGUUAGAGACUGUUCCUAAAGAGGAGAAGGCAGAGAGAGAAUUGCGAAGAUCAUCUCUCGAUAAGCAUAAAAAAGAGAAACCUUUUAAAACUGGGCGAGGCAGGAUUUCUACUCCUGAAAGGAAAAUAGCUAAAAAGGAACCUAGCACACUCUCCAGAGAUGAAGUGAGAAGGAAAAAAGCAGUGUAUAAGAAAGCUGAACUUGCUAAAAAAACUGAAGUUCAGGCCCACUCUCCCUCCAGGAAAAUCAUUUUAAAACCUGCUAUCAAAUAUACUAGACCAACUCAUCUCUCCUGUGUUAAACGGAAGCAGACAGCAGCAGGUGGUGAAACAAACCAGGCUCCUGGUGUAUUUAAACAAGCAAAGGAAAAACUCUCAACUGCCUCUUUGUCAAAGAUUCCUGCCUCAAAGUCUAGAGCAAAGUCAUUGCUUCCUCCAAGACCCAGCUCAGCUUGCUCAUUAACUACUAAAAGGGCCACUUUUCUCGAUACAGACAGUUAUUAUGUACGGCCCUCCUCAGCAGGCCCAAGAGACUGCUUGCCCAACUCAAAAUCAGACGCUAAGGAUGGAGUAAGCAAGAGUCCAGAAAAGCGUUCCUCUCUACCAAGACCUUCCUCUAUCCUUCCUCCUCGAAGAGGUUUAUCAGGAGACCGAGACAGAGAGGAGAACUCUCUCUCCCUCACAACUUCCCUUUCCUCUUCAGUACGACGGACCACCCGAUCAGAGCCAAUUCGUAGCAGAACAGGAAAAAGUGGAACUUCUACCCCCACCACUCCUGGCUCCACUGCCAUCACUCCCGGGACCCCACCUAGCUACUCCUCCCGUACCCCAGGCACUCCGGGGACCCCCAGCUAUUCCAGAACCCCACACACUCCUGGGACCCCCAAAUCUGCCAUACUUGUACCCACUGAGAAAAAAGUUGCCAUCAUUCGCACUCCUCCCAAAUCUCCAGCCACUCCGAAGCAGCUACGAGUUAUUAAUCAGCCUCUACCUGACCUCAAGAAUGUCAGGUCUAAAAUCGGUUCAACAGAUAAUAUCAAAUACCAGCCUAAAGGAGGGCAGGUUAGGAUUUUAAACAAGAAGAUCGAUUUUAGCGAUAUUCAGUCCCGCUGUGGUUCCAGAGAUAACAUCAAACAUUCUGCAGGGGGAGGAAAUGUACAAAUCGUAACCAAGAAGAUAGAUUUGAGUCAUGUGACUUCCAAAUGUGGCUCCCUCAAGAACAUCCACCACAAGCCAGGUGGUGGACGUGUGAAAAUUGAAAGUGUGAAACUGGAUUUCAAAGAAAAAGCUCAGGCUAAAGUUGGUUCACUCGAAAAUGCCCACCAUGUACCUGGCGGUGGUAAUGUCAAGAUUGACAGCCAGAAGCUAAACUUCAGAGAGCAUGCUAAGGCCCGUGUCGACCACGGGGCUGAGAUCAUCACGCAGUCACCAGGCAGGUCCAGCGUGGCUUCGCCGCGCAGGCUCAGCAACGUCUCAUCCUCUGGAAGCAUCAACCUGCUUGAAUCGCCCCAGCUUGCUACCCUUGCUGAAGAUGUCACGGCAGCCCUCGCUAAACAGGGCUUAUGAAUUUGCUCCAUUUUGCAUUGUAUGAAGUAAUAAUAUUUAGGCAUGAGCUCUUGGCAGGAAUGGGCUCAGAGCAGGUGUUACAUUCAUUCUUUACCAUGUCUAAAACUAAGUCAUAUCCCAAGACUUGUAGUUACCAUACAAUAAAAAACAGAAAAAAAUUAAUUAAAUAGAUGCAGAAAUUGGCCUGAUCUCCAUUUACAACAGGAAGACACUGGCUUUAUAUGGGUAUACAACUGCAGUAUGUUACAUUGGACAAUUAUUGUUGCUCUGCUCUGUCUUGCAUGGAGUACUGUACUAUGAUAAAAUGCAUUUUUACCUUUCAUGUGCCUGAAGGCCAUCCACCUCUUUCUGAAGAGCCUUGUUAAUAUCCCAAGUUGCUCAUUUCACUGUUCUCUUGAUAGAUGGGGAAAUAAAAAAUGAAAAAGUUGCCCAUUGUAAGUUAUUACAGGUUAAAUUAAGAGUCUGCUUACCAGAAGGACGGGCAUAUAGAGAAAUUCAAGUUUAAUAAAAAAAGUGUUAUUUUAUAUAAAUGAGUAGAACAAAAGUUGAAUUAAGUUAUUAACAUUUUUUUGGACCUGGGUAAUUAUGUCAGUGUAUAGCUGAAAAGCCAAUAAAUUAUUUAACUAAUAACUAAAAAUAGUAGUUGAAAAACAUUUGAACCAUGCUUGGGGAAGUGACGUAAAAAAGCUAUCGAAAGGAAGCACUUCAUCCCACUGGACUUGUGUCUGAUUAGAAUGUUGGUUAAGCGGCUAGAUGUGUGUACGCACUACCGGUUUCACACCCUUUCCAUCUGUUUGAUACAGUAUUAUAGAUAUAUAUUUCUCUGUGGCCAUUUGUGAUACGCCCUCCUCAUAUACUUGAAUAUUCUACUUUAUUCACAGUAUCUGUGUCUCUUGCACCCUUUGGUGUUGCAAUUUUAGGUAUGUAAAAGUAGAUGUUAGCAGGGUUUUUUUCCCUAUUCAUAAAAAUACAUUUAAAAAAGACAAAAACUUUUAGCAUGAAGUUGCUUUCUGUAACAACUAAAAGCCGUGACCCUGUUUUAGUGCCAGAUGCAAGUCUCUUCUGUGAUGCUAGAAAAAAGAUUCCUUCCCUCCUCCCCUCCCUCCCUUUCUUCACCGAGAUUGAUUUUUGUGGGGUCCAGAAGUUUGUAAGAGGGUCUCCAAAGAUGGUUGGGUUUGGAUUCUGGAUUUUUUAAAAAUCCAAAAUAGUUUGGUUUGGGCUUUUAUUUUUUUUUAACUCCUGUAGUAACAGUGAAUGUUAGAUUUAUUUAUUUUUUUUUCUUUUGCUAAAGUUGAAACACAGAAACAAGUAUUAUGGUGUUGUUUCCACUCCUUCAGUGAUGUCUUAUAUAAACACUCGGGCACUCAGAUAACAAUGAUAAACAUAACAGAGAUGCCUGUAAAUUAUAGUACAUGAAUAAAUAAAAUAAGCUCCUUAGACUGGGUUGCCAUGGUGAUUAAUCAAUAAAUAGGGCAUCUUAAAAACUGAACAAAGAAGAAGUGGGAUUAUAUUGACUAUAAAAAGUAUAAGAAAAUGUGCAUAAAAGGUAAAGGGCAGAGAUAUAUAAACAUCAAAUCAAAUGGAGUUACUUGUGAGAACUCCAACACUACCUUAUGGACACUAAGAGAACACUGAAGGUAAUAUGGUAGUAUUACUCAUCAGCAGCUAGUAAUCUGCUGAUAUUAUGUACAGUAGACAUUAUGAAAUGACCAGUUUACAUUCUUGCAGAUUGUUUGAUCUUUUCCUUUUGAAAUCUCUAAACUUUGCACUGUCAGUUGAGCUAUACUUGAUCCAUGUAUUAGGUUAACAUUGUGUGUUGGAAGCUUUUGAUCUGUUCUUUUUACUUCUUAAUUUGUAUGUGUGCGUGUGUGUGUUGGGGUUUGAUCUGAAAAGACACAUAAAGAAGAUUUUGUUGUCUGUGGAGAAGGAUUCUUAUAAUUAAUAGCACAGAAUUCCACAUAAUCAAAUUCAGGUAGUAAAUGCACAGUUACUAAACAGUAGACGUUCAGUGGACCGAAUGGGGAUUUUAGCUAAGCUGUCACAGCAGUAUAAAGACAAAACAAAAUGGUUAGAACUCCAAAAAUUUUACUGAAGAUGAACUCCUAACAGCCCCACGCAUGACAUUUCAGCUCUGAAAAAAAGCUUUUUCACACUAUAAAGUUCCUAAUACUGUUUGUAAGUCAGUUGUUCUAUACCAAGGACAGUGAGUUUAGAACCGCGCUAAGUGCAUCUGGAGGAUUCUCAUUUCUGCCUUGUAUUUGUUGUACUCUUGCUUAGAGUAAUUGCUUACGAGUUCACAUGGAAACAAUGCCAAGUGAGGUGUGUUAAAAGCCCCUUUCUGUUGGUCCAGAAAAACAAAAAAUGGAAAGAAAAAACAACAAAAUGGUAUUUUGAUCAUGUUGCUCUGAUCAUACCAUCAGCUAACAAAAAUCAGCCUUGCAGUGUUUUUUUAUGCCUUUUGCCAACGUGGGAGAGAGUCGAUGGUACUACUGAACCUCAGCUUCUCUGAAGCUGGACACCAGCUGGUCAGCACAGUGUUAACCUGUGACUCAAGUAUUUUUAUUCUGCUUUUAAAAUGGACAUACUCUAGAAGAUGAAGCUUAGUUAAUACACCUACUGAGUCCAAAGUUAGAUUGGUGUAACACACCAAGUCAUUUAUUUCAUGCAUUAAAAUGAGCUUUCUUGUCCUGAUUCAAGCAAAGACCUUUGUAAUCGUAAUCAUCCUUCCAUAGAAAGAAUCCUAGAAUGCUGUGGAGUUAGAUGAAAAUAAAAGAAAUCAAGAGUUUUGUGCUGUUAAAUAAAAAAACAAGUUAUGUUACAUGACUCUAGAUGUUCACUGAAAAAGCUCAUAUUAAUCUUUACUUCUCAAGAAGCGUGUUGGUUUUAAAAACAACAGUUUUGUAAAUAUGUAAUGCCCAGUAAAGAUAGAGCCAGCUUCCUGGAAACCGCAUCCGUUGUGUUUCUUUUCCGCAGGCAUGUUGAGCCAGCAGGUACGUUGGGUAUCUGAGACCCGACUUUGUAACAAUGCAGAGAUAAUCCAGACAAAUGGAACAGUUAACCCUGUUUGGAUAGCUUGGGGAGAGCCUCAAAUUAAUAAUCUGUCAAGUUGUAUAGACAAAAGAAAAGGUGCUUCUGCCCCAUCUGCAGAGUUCUGUUUCUAUGUAACCACAAGCAGAAAGAAAUCAAAGUACAGCAAACCUUUGUCCAGCAGCAGUAAAGGUAAAACUACUACUGAUGAGGAUAAUUUUGUGCCCGCUGGGGCUGCAUAUAUUUUCACUGUACAGCAGUAAAUGGUAUUGUCCAUUCAAUGCUAUGUUAAGGUACAGUAGUAACCUCAUCACGACUGCUUACAAACAUAAAUUUGCCUAUUUACACGACCCAAGGGGAGUCGAAAGGCAGCCUGUGUGGAAUACCACAUGUGAGCAGAAGUUUUUGCCGCGCUGGACCAAACACUGUUCGAAAACCAAGUACAAAUGUCCCUUCACAGGCAAACGCCUUGAAGAGUAGAUCACUUUUGCUAUAAAACCUGAAGCAGGUAGAAUUCUAGCCUAGGUGUGUGUAGCGCUCACUCACUAGUACGACUGCUAAAGCGAUUCCCUCUGCAACUUGAGCAAUUCCCACUGCAGGAAGGUAAAUUAGUUUCACACGUGGAAAAGUCAAGCGUAAAAGCCACUUCAACUUUAGCAAAGAGAAAAAGCCAACAAAUAAACAUGCUGUAUGCUGGGAUUUUGAGGAAUACAGUCUGCUGUUACAAACCUGUGUUUUUUUCUGAUAAUUCUAGAGCCUGUUACCAUAAAAGAGGCAUUUCUUGAAUGGCUGGUGGUAGGUAGUUCAUGUUUUUCAAUCCAAUUUGCAAUUGUAUUUGUUGCUGUAUAGUGAUUGUUUUGCAAAAUAAAAUCGCUUGUCAUCUAA